AUGGAUGAGGAUCAACUUUUGGACUACGAAGAAGAGGCAGAGGAAACUACGGAAGCAGCAAAACCGGAGAAUGGUACUGCUACUGAGAAGAAGAUGAAGGGUACCUACGCUUCGAUUCACAGUAGUGGCUUUAGGGAUUUUUUAUUAAAGCCGGAACUCUUGCGUGCUAUCGUCGAUUGUGGCUUUGAGCAUCCGUCAGAAGUUCAACAUGAAUGCAUUCCACAAGCAAUUCUUGGGAUGGAUAUUGUUUGUCAAGCGAAGUCUGGUAUGGGUAAAACGGCUGUUUUUGUUCUUGCAACACUUCAGCAACUGGAGCCAGUAGAUGGAGAGGUUUCUGUACUCGUAAUGUGUCAUACACGUGAGCUUGCCUUUCAAAUUUCGAAAGAGUACGAGCGUUUUAGUAAAUAUUAUUCUGGUAUAAGAAUAGCUGUAUUCUUUGGUGGUAUUCCGAUAAAGAAGGACGAGGAAGUUUUGAAAAACAAUACCCCCCAUAUUGUCGUUGGUACUCCCGGUCGAACUUUACAACUGGCUAGGCAGGGCAGCUUAAAACUAAAUAACAUCAAAUAUUUUGUGUUAGACGAGUGCGACAAGAUGAUUGGAGAUGUUGAUAUGCGAAGAGACGUACAAGAAAUCGUGAAAAUGACGCCGCAGGAAAAACAGGUUAUGAUGUUCAGUGCAACUCUCCCGAAGGAUCUUCGUGUGGUCUGCAAGAAGUUUAUGCAAGAUCCUAUGGAAGUGUAUGUUGAUGAUGAGGCAAAGUUAACCUUACAUGGCUUGCAACAGCACUACGUGAAGUUGAAAGAGCAGGAGAAGAAUAGGAAGUUAUUGGAACUGCUCGAUCAUUUAGAAUUCAACCAGGUCGUUAUUUUCGUUCGUUCUGUGCAGCGCUGUGGUGCUCUGAAUACGUUGCUGUCAGAACAAAAUUUCCCUAGCAUUGCUAUCCAUCGUGGGAUGCCACAAGAAGAGCGACUCUCUCGGUAUCAGCAAUUCAAAGAUUUCCAGAGUUAUGUUCAUUGGAAUCACUCCUUCAAUUUCUCCAGGAUAAGCGUAAUCAACUUUGUUACAAAAAUGAUUGCAACCAACCUUUUCGGUCGUGGUAUGGAUAUUGAACGUGUCAACAUCGUUUUCAAUUACGAUAUGCCUGAAGACUCCGACACGUAUCUCCAUAGGGUAGCUCGCGCAGGACGUUUUGGCACUAAAGGGCUUGCAAUAACUUUUGUUUCUGAUGAAAAUGAUGCAAAGAUCCUAAAUGAUGUGCAAGAUAGGUUUGACGUCACCAUCACUGAAUUACCUGAGGAGAUCGAAGUGGGAACUUACCGUAAGUGUUGCAGCUCUCUUAUUUUUUUUUCCUGUUUGCAGGGAAGUUCUAAAUGUUUGGAAGCAUUGCCAGUGAUGCAGAUAUUUCUGAAUGAUUAUUGA
Molecule: messenger RNA, 1419 nt
Organism: Enterobius vermicularis (human pinworm)
Lineage: Eukaryota; Metazoa; Nematoda; Chromadorea; Rhabditida; Oxyuridae
Source: the annotation of a GenBank genome assembly